AUGGCUGUAAACUGGACUUUUGAUCAUGAUGAUUAUUCACCAUUUGGUUCAGAUGAACAUAUUUCAACAACAGAACAUCGAUCAUUUUUAAUUACAAUAUUUUUCUCUCUAAUUGGUCUAUUUGGAAAUCUUAUUCUAUUAAUUGGUAAUGGAUACAUUCUUCGACAUUCAAUGGAUGGUGAAAAACGUACAUUUGAAAAUUUUCUUGUUGAAAUGUCAUGUUUCGAUUCAAUUGUGCUUUUAUAUCAUUUAAUCAAUGCAAUUGUUCGUUAUAAAGCAUCACCGAACAGUGAUAUUCAUACGAUGACAGGUUUAAUUAAUAUAUCAGCUGUUUGCUGUAAAUUAUUGACAUAUAUUGUACGUGUUUCAACAUUGAUGUCUCAUUGGUUAAUUGUGUUACUAUUACUUAAUCGAUUAUUUCUUGUUUAUCCAACAUUCUAUCGACUUAUAGCCAUUGUGAAUGCAAAAUAUGCUGUCCUUGCUUUGGUUUUUAUUUUUACUUUCUUCAAUGUUCUACCGAUUGAAUCAAUAUCUUAUAAUGUACCAAUGGUUUUUCUAUCUAAUUCAACAACCAAUAUAACACUUUAUCGACAUUGUUUAAUGAAUGCUGAAAUGGUUGAUUUAGAAGCAUCAAUUUAUUCUACUGCAGUUAUUAUUAAUGUUUUUUUCUAUACUGGCAUUGGUCUUAUGUUACCAACAGUAAUUAUUUGUUUUCUAUCAAUAUUAAUAUUUCAUAAAGGGGCGCAUCUUUGGAAAGAAUUACAUUCACAUCAUUCCCAAACAGAGAAUAUUUCUCUUAGAUCUAAUUCUCCAAUUGUUGAAUAUCUUCGUACAUAUAAUGCUGCAUUUACACUUGGAAUUAUAUUUUUAUUUCUUUCAAUUCCAUGUAAACUACUUCGUCUAAUUGUUCUAUUUGCAUCUAACAAUACUGAUGAACCAAAAUCAUCGCGUCAUAUUCUUUUUCAAGCUCAUGCGCAAAUGCAAACAGUUGGUCAUGCAUUUGAACUUUCACUUUAUUCAUAUAAAUGCUUCAUAUUUAUUUGUACAAAUCGUCGUUUUCGUUGUGCAUUAAAAUAUUUGGUAACAUAUCAUCGUAGUCAUGUUCUUAUUGAUCAACAUCGACCAUCUACAAAUAGUUCCUGUGGACAUAAAGAAAUACAAGGAAGGCAUUCACAAGAAAGUGUACCAUUUGAAGGAUUAUAUAGACAUUUGCAAAUAAAUGAAUUCGAACCAACAAUCAAUAUGUAUUCAACUGGUGUACCAGCAGAAUUAUAUAGUUAUCGAUCCAGUUUUAAAACACGAUUAAGCGUAUCCAGUCGACGAACAAAAGAAGACGAAAUAUCGCUUUGA
Messenger RNA from Rotaria socialis, 1350 nucleotides. NCBI's taxonomy places the organism in Eukaryota, Metazoa, Rotifera, Eurotatoria, Philodinida, Philodinidae. The record is from the annotation of a GenBank genome assembly.